AUGGCCGCCAACAACAUGGUCAACCCCGCCGUCAACGCAGACGUGGAAGACGAGCUCUUCGCCAAGGAGGUCGCGCAGGUCAAGAGCUGGUGGGCCGACUCGCGCUGGCGAUAUACCAAGCGGCCGUUCACCGCGGAGCAGAUUGUCUCCAAGAGAGGCCACCUGAAGAUUGAGUACCCCAGCAACACACAGGCCAAGAAGCUGUGGAAGAUUCUCGAGGACCGGUUCAAGAACAAGGACGCCUCGUACACGUACGGCUGCUUGGAGCCCACCAUGGUCACCCAGAUGGCCAAGUACCUCGACACCGUCUACGUCUCGGGCUGGCAGUCGUCCUCGACGGCGUCGGCGUCGGACGAGCCCGGUCCCGAUCUGGCCGACUACCCAUACACGACGGUUCCCAACAAGGUCGGCCACCUGUUCAUGGCGCAGCUCUUCCACGACCGCAAGCAGCGCCAGGAGCGGCUCAGCACGCCCCGGGCCCAGCGCGGCCAGGCGGCCAACGUCGACUACCUGCGUCCCAUUAUCGCCGACGCCGACACGGGCCACGGCGGCCUGACGGCCGUCAUGAAGCUCACCAAGCUGUUUGUCGAGAAGGGCGCCGCCGGCAUCCACAUCGAGGACCAGGCGCCCGGCACCAAGAAGUGCGGCCACAUGGCGGGCAAGGUGCUGGUGCCGACGAGCGAGCACAUUAGCCGGCUGGUUGCGAUUCGAGCGCAGGCCGACAUUAUGGGCACGGACCUGAUUGCCGUGGCGCGCACCGACGCCGAGGCCGCGACGCUCAUCACCACGACCAUCGACCCCCGCGACCACGCCUUCAUCCUCGGCUCGACCAACCCGUCGCUCCAGCCGCUCAACGACCUCAUGACGGCGGCCGAAAAGGCCGGCAAGACCGGCGACGCCCUGCAGCAGAUCGAGGACGAGUGGCUCGCGGCCGCCAAGCUGAUGCGCUUCGACGAGGCGGUGCUCGCGGCCAUCGCGGCCUCCGCCUCCCCCGACAAGACCGGCCUCGAGCGGCAGUACCUCGCCCAGGCGCGCGGCAAGUCCAACGGCGAGGCGCGCGCCGUGGCCCGCGGCCUCCUCGGCGCCGACGUCUUCUUCGACUGGGACGCGCCGCGCACGCGCGAGGGCUACCACCGCCUCCGGGGCGGGUGCGCGUGCGCCGUCGCCCGCGCCGUCGCCUACGGGCCCUUCUGCGACGCCGUCUGGAUGGAGAGCAAGCUGCCCGACUUCGCGCAGGCCAAGGAGUUCGCCGACGGCGUGCACGCCGCCCGCCCCGAGCAGAAGCUCGCCUACAACCUCAGCCCCAGCUUCAACUGGAAGGCCGCCAUGCCGCGCGCCGACCAGGAGACGUACAUCCGCCGCCUGGCCCAGCUCGGCUACUGCUGGCAGUUCAUCACCCUCGCGGGUCUGCACACCACCGCCCUCAUCAGCGACCAGUUCGCACGCGCCUACGCCGCCCACGGCAUGCGCGCCUACGGCGAGCUCGUCCAGGAGCCCGAGAUGGACGGCGGCGUCGACGUCGUCAAGCACCAGAAGUGGAGCGGCGCCUCGUACGUCGACGAGCUGCAGAAGAUGGUCACCGGCGGCGUGAGCUCCACGGCCGCCAUGGGCAAGGGCGUCACCGAGGACCAGUUCCACUGA
Metarhizium brunneum ARSEF 3297 is the source of this 1641-nucleotide messenger RNA. It is a transcript of the gene ICL1, whose product is annotated as Isocitrate lyase. Gene Ontology annotation, molecular function: isocitrate lyase activity. Lineage: Eukaryota; Fungi; Ascomycota; Sordariomycetes; Hypocreales; Clavicipitaceae. The record is from RefSeq and is a predicted model, not a curated record. Gene Ontology annotation, biological process: carboxylic acid metabolic process.